AUGGCCAAUUGUCCUAGAAGAAGCCACCUGACCCAGACAUUUGUUGUCCCUGAUGAAGAUGAUAUAUAUGAUGAUGCGUCAAUUGCACCGCUGGACGAGACAAGGACUGCAGAGGACACUGACAAUACCAGCCUGAUUGAUAUCAACGAGACAAUUGCCACCUUCCUCACCAAUGCUGACAGCCAGUCCCAAUCAACUGCACCUUUGACGCCUUUGCCAGUUACUCCUGCAACAGAGACUGGGGCACAGUUUCUCAAGAGGAAGAGAGGCAGCAGUACACCUCACAGGGGCCUUGGGCAGAAGGACAAGUCAGUUUGGAAGCACGCAAGAGCACGGCUACCCUAUGAGGCAGAGAGGGAUGAUCAUGGCCAUCAAAUCUUCUACUGUGCAGAGGACAAUUGUAACUGGAAGGGCCCAUCAAGCAAUGCGGCUCGUCACCUUCGAAAACAUGCCAUCUUUGUGGGCAGAUUCUCAACUACACCCUCAACAAUUGCACAAGCCAACAGUCUACAACAAGGCCUUCAAAAUAUGGCUAUGAAGCAUGCUGAAUCCAGUCACAAUCAAACCGUCACAGUCCUCCGCAAUGCUGCUUAA
Messenger RNA from Macroventuria anomochaeta, 594 nucleotides. RefSeq lists its product as uncharacterized. The transcript has a single exon. The coding region runs from base 1 to 594 and encodes 197 amino acids. The record is from RefSeq and is a predicted model, not a curated record. Lineage: Eukaryota; Fungi; Ascomycota; Dothideomycetes; Pleosporales; Didymellaceae.